Messenger RNA from Gaeumannomyces tritici R3-111a-1, 1653 nucleotides. RefSeq names its product cellulase. The record is from RefSeq and is a predicted model, not a curated record. The transcript is spliced from 2 exons. The coding region runs from base 63 to 1511 and encodes 482 amino acids. Gene Ontology annotation, molecular function: hydrolase activity, hydrolyzing O-glycosyl compounds. NCBI's taxonomy places the organism in Eukaryota, Fungi, Ascomycota, Sordariomycetes, Magnaporthales, Magnaporthaceae.
CGGGAGGCUAUGUUUCGUUUUUUCAUCGCGCCGCAUCUCCCCAUCGACUGGAAUCGCACACGAUGCGGCUCAAUUCGAAGCUGGGCCGCGCCCUCGCCGUAACGCUCGGCGUCCUCGGUGACGAUGUCUCGGCGGCCUCGUUCCCAGACGGACCAUUCACAACCUCAGGCAGAUGGAUCGUUGGGAAGAGCGGCUCCAACCUCAACUUCGCCGGGGUCAAUUGGCCCGGCCACGGCGAGGCCAUGAUCCCUGAGGGCCUCCAGUACCAGUCGGUUGCGUCCAUCGUGUCGCGUGUCAAGAGCCUGGGCAUGAACGCCGUUCGCCUGACGUACGCCACCGAGAUGGUGGACCAGAUGGCCGGGUCGGGGGCCGGGGCCGACGUCACCUUGGACAAGGCGCUGGGAGCUGCUCUAGGGUCCGAGAAUGGUACGGCGAUUUUGAAGCGCAUCAUGGAGAACAACCCAGGUUUCAAGGCGGGCACGACGAGACUGCAGGUGUUUGAUGCCGUCGCCGCCGAGUGCGCAAAGCAGGGGAUCUACGUCGUGCUCGACAACCACGUCUCCAAGGCGCAGUGGUGCUGCACGCCGCUGGAUGGCAACUCGUGGUGGGGGGACACGUUGUUUUCGGCCGCCAAUUGGACACGAGGGUUGUCUUACAUGGCGAACCAUACCAAAUCCUGGCCCAACCUUCUGGCCAUGUCGCUGCGCAACGAGCUGCGCCAGCCCUUCACAAACAUCACCCUCUACCGCAGCUCCUACAACUGGGAGACGUGGUACCAGCAUACUAAGGACGGCGUCGCGGCGAUCCGCAAAGAGAACCCGGACGCCCUGGUCUUUCUCUCGGGCCUCGAGUCGGACACGACGCUGCAGCCCGUCGUGCGGGGCGAAGUGCUGACCCCGGGCUCGGCCCGCUUCUCCGUGGCCGACUUCCCCGGCGGCAGCUCCGAGAACAAGCUCGUGUUGGAGCUGCACAGCUACUCCAACGUCAUCAACCAGGGACAGGCCAACAACUGCACGGCGCUGCGGGCGGCGCUCCGCGACGGCGGCUUCGAGGCGCUCCUGUCCAACUCGACCGAGGGCGGUGCGGGCGGUGCGGUCGUCAAGAACCGCCUCCCCGUCCUCCUGACCGAGUUCGGCUGGGCGCAGCAGGACGAGAAGGAGUGGGGCUCGGCGUACGCGACGUGCCUGCGCGGCUUCGUCGGCGACACGGGCGCCGGCUGGACGGUCUGGGUCCUGGCCGGCAGCUACUACACGCGCCAGGGGAGCCAGGACAACGACGAGGCUUGGGGCCUGCUCAACCACGACUGGUCCGACUGGAGGGCGCCACGCGCGCGCGUCGAGGCGGAUCUGGUGCCGCUGGUCAAGGACACGCUGGCUUUCACGAGAUCCCCUGAGGGAGGCGGCGACAAUGGGACAAAUCCUAGGUCUGCUGCUGCUUUUGGCGUUCAGCCGACUGGGCUUUUUGGCAUAGUUGUAGCGGUGAGCUUUGUCGCCGGUUCUUGGCUAUUUUGACAGGCCGCUUUGCUUCCCCAUGUUCCAGCAUGGCCUCUGCCCCAGUUUCGGGGUUGUAUAUGACUGAUACACUUGGACAUGAGCUGCGUUCCAUAUUGACGAGCCUGAUUUCUAGCUCGAAUAUACACUUCAAUUCGACGUA